Carassius auratus (goldfish) is the source of this 2746-nucleotide messenger RNA. RefSeq names its product proto-oncogene c-Fos-like. Lineage: Eukaryota; Metazoa; Chordata; Actinopteri; Cypriniformes; Cyprinidae. Gene Ontology annotation, cellular component: nucleus. Gene Ontology annotation, biological process: regulation of transcription by RNA polymerase II. Bases 687 to 1742 code for a protein of 351 amino acids. Gene Ontology annotation, molecular function: DNA-binding transcription factor activity, RNA polymerase II-specific; RNA polymerase II cis-regulatory region sequence-specific DNA binding. The transcript has 4 exons. The record is from RefSeq and is a predicted model, not a curated record.
AGACACGGCACAUUAAACAUCCAUUUAAUUAAUGCAGCUGCAACACGGACUAACAAAAUAUAUACUCACUCAUAAAUUGAUUUAUAUUGAAAAGCAGUAUACAGCUCGUCUGAUUUCCUUUUGUCUUUCUUUCACUUUCACAUAGGCUACUGAUCUGAAUUAUACAGCAUGACAACAGAAGACAUGAUCAGAUUAUCCACGCAUAGUGUGGAAUAUUUAGUUGAGCAUCAGUUUGCAUGAAAUGAUCAUAGUCAUAUGCAUAAGUCAUAAAUUAUUCAUAAGAACGUUAUGCAUAUCGGGGUCCAUCAGAAUUUUAUGAAUGAACAUGUAGCACGGACCACAUUUGGUCCUCACAGGGGUCAUAGAUUCAGUGCGCGCAGCUUUGCCACAGUGACUUCUGUUUCAGUCACAUUUCAGUUCAGUCCUGAUUAAGCACUCGCGCGCGGAUGUGCUCGGAGAGCUCGGGUGUCUGUGCGGUUGUGUAGAGGCGCUCCCCGCGCGCGGAAUGGUACGCUCCGUUUCAUUCAUAAAAUUCAGGCGCACUAUAAAUAGCCGCUCGCGGAGCUGAGUGUCACUGACCAGGUUUAAAUAACUUGAAGACAGCGACUCGAAAAUCACAAAGCGAGGCAUCUGGAUCACAAGAGAGCUGGAAUCCAGUCAACAGUUUGUCCGUGCGCGCUGGAGAAAUGUUUCUGAGCAAAGCGAAGAAGACUGAUCCGGACUCCUCAUGCUCUCUGUCUGGGGACACCGGCUCCAGCAAACCCAGCGAUGCCCCGAUGGACAGCAGCACACAGAAUGACACAUUUCCAUCGCAAUCCCAGGGCUCGUUCGUUCCGACGGUCACCGCGAUCUCCAGCACGCCGGACCUGCAGUGGAUGGUCCAGCCGACCAUCAUCACCUCUGUGUCUCCGUCUCCGGGUAGAGCCGAGAGCAGUGAACCGGCACAGAGCAAAGCAGCUGGGAGCAAGGGGAAAAGCUCUGCCAGGAAGAGCAAGGGCGAGCAGCUCUCUCCGGAGGAAGAGGAGAAGAAGAGGAUCAGGAGAGAGAGGAAUAAAAUGGCUGCAGCGAAGUGUCGCAACAGACGGAGAGAGCUCACCGACACCCUCCAGGCUGAAACAGACCAGCUAGAAGAGGACAAAGCUGCCCUCCAGGCCGAAAUCGAGAGCCUCCUGAAGGAAAAGGAGAGGCUGGAGUAUGUCCUCGCCUCUCAUAAACCUCUUUGCCAGCUUCCUGAAGAACUGGACUGCCUGUUUCCAGAGUCUCCCCAGCCGCUCUCCACUCCCGAAACGGCCAGCAAACUCCCCGAGGACGUUCCCCUGCAGGACUUGGAGAUCCCCACGGUACCGUCCACAGCCAUUUCUGGCAACUCCGACAUCCUGCUGUGCUCCAGCGCAGAGGUCAGUCUGUGUGACCUCGAGCCCUCUCUGGAUAUCAAGGACGAGCUUCUGGACCGGAUCUCGGCGGACACGGCCCGCUCCGUCCCAGACAUCGACCUGACCGGCUCGCUGGGCAUCACAGACUGGGAGACCCUCUACAAGUCUGUGGCCAGUGAUCUAGAACCCUUGAGCACCCCGGUGGUGAGCACAUCCACACCCAGCUGCAGCAACUACCUGUCCGUGUUCACCUUCUCCUGCCCAGAGCUGGACUCCCUGGCCGAGGGACUGGACGGGUGCAAGGGGGGCGUGAGCAAAGCAGACACUAGCGUCGACAUCCUCAACUCUCCCACGCUUCUGGCCUUAUAAAUGCAAGAGUAGAUGAUGUAAUGUCACGGCUCGUUCUUAAUAUCUACUGGAUAUCGCAGUGGUAUGAUGUCCAGAUGUGUGAUGUUGGUGUGAAGCCAGAUGUUCAAUGGCUGCAUCUGUGUAAUGUGUGCGGGACGGGGAUUUACUUUCUUCCACAGACAUUUGAUGUAGCCCAAAUACAAGAGCAUGGAUAAUUAUCUUAUGAGCAGAUAUGAACUGUGUUCUGGUUCGAAAAGCAUGCAUGAGACAUCUAUAUUUAGACAUCUAUAUUUAUAUGUACAAUGAUGGCCAGAAUGGUUAGAACACUAGUAUUAUCACCAGAUAAAAAAUGGUUUUAUGUCUAUCUUUUGCUGUAGUGUGUCAGUAGGAGAUAUAGUUUAGAUUUCCAAACAUUAAUUUAGUCAUUAAUAGUAAUAAUGCAGUGAGAUGUUUGUGCUGCACACAGAGAUGUGAUCUGAUCAUCAUCAGUCUGUCUGGAGUGACAUGAAGAAACGGAGACAGACUCAAUCCAGAAGAACAAAAGAAUGUUUGGAUGUAAACUGAAAUUUCCUUCUGACACACUACAGCAAGAGACAGAAAUAACUGACUCAAAACCAUUUUUAGCUGCUGAAAACACUAGUGUUCUAAUGAGCCACCACUGUAAGUAUAGAACAUAUAUAAUAGCAUAUAUAUGAUAUGUAUCAGUUCCAUAUUUGUUUGAUCUGGUGCUAUAAGUUCUGUGGAAUUGACUGCGGUUUUGUGUUUGUUUUCUAUGGCAAUAGAUAUCGACUCGUGUUGUGCUUUAAUAUACACUCAUCAGAGUUAUCGCAUACCUCAGUGUCAUCAUUCGACUGUGUUUCACAUUGUUCUUAAAUGUUUAGAGUUUUCCAUGAAAACAUCCAGUGCUAUCUUGAUGGAGAUGUAUUUUAUGAUAAUUUAUUUUUCUACAUUUUAAAUUUGACUUCGUUGUCAAAUGAAAAGAACGAAAUGAGCAUUGAUUGACGAAUAAAAAUUCAAGAUAUACA